AUGGAAAGCAACCAUGGAAAAAUGAGGCCAUACAAAAGCAUCUAUGAUGAAAUACUUGCCAAAGCAACAAGCUCACAGUACGGCUACACAGAUGAGCAAGUCAAGAGUGUCUUGGGGAACAUGUACCAAAAAUAUGCCAGCUGUUUUAGUAACGUCAAAUCAUACUACAAGGUCUGGCUGGUCGAAGACUGGAUUUGGAUAUCUUUAUGUACGCAGCAUCUUCAGACAACCUUUUACCUCGAUGCUAAUCCGUUCGCAGUCCCAAAGGAACAUGGAACUCACCUUCUAUCGGACGACACGAGAGAAGAGGCAGACUGCAAGCUAACGUUGGUUAGAUAUGCGGCAUUUAUGGGUUGUGCUGCAAGUGAUUCAGCGUCGGCUUUCUGCAAUCGAUCUUAUCGAGGAGAGACCAAUCUUGUGGCAGCCCAGCAGCGGGCGAACGAUACCGUUGUUGACACUGGUUCAGAGAUGGAAGCUGAGCCGACCCUUACUUUGAACAAUAGUUUUCAGAGGAAAAGGUCUAUGCCGAUAAAUGAGGGACCACGCAAAAAGGUCAAGACAGAGAAGAGUAUGUAG
Sclerotinia sclerotiorum 1980 UF-70 is the source of this 576-nucleotide messenger RNA. RefSeq lists its product with no specific name. The transcript has a single exon. NCBI's taxonomy places the organism in Eukaryota, Fungi, Ascomycota, Leotiomycetes, Helotiales, Sclerotiniaceae. The record is from RefSeq and is a predicted model, not a curated record. The coding region runs from base 1 to 576 and encodes 191 amino acids.